Cynara cardunculus var. scolymus (artichoke) is the source of this 5233-nucleotide messenger RNA. Its product is annotated as protein ALWAYS EARLY 2. Gene Ontology annotation, biological process: regulation of cell cycle; regulation of transcription by RNA polymerase II; DNA-templated transcription. The record is from RefSeq and is a predicted model, not a curated record. NCBI's taxonomy places the organism in Eukaryota, Viridiplantae, Streptophyta, Magnoliopsida, Asterales, Asteraceae. Gene Ontology annotation, molecular function: DNA binding. The coding region runs from base 1502 to 4966 and encodes 1154 amino acids. The transcript is spliced from 21 exons. Gene Ontology annotation, cellular component: nucleoplasm; transcription repressor complex.
CAAAUCCUCAUCUCUCUCUCCUUUCUACUGAUAAAUCUUCGUUAAAUUAUCAAAUUCCAUUGAUCGAUUCUCGUUUCCACAUGCAUCAAAUGGUCUGACUGAAAAUUGGAGCUUCAAUCGGUGCACCCUCAAUUCCUAGAAAGGACAUACAUUAUGGGCUUUGAUGCAAAUCUGGCACCAAAGUUAUUCUACUUGUACCUAUUGUUGUAAAGUUUGCUGAUUUCCCAAAAGCUAGCAAUCCAAUAGCGGUUUCAUGAGUUGAAAUGUAACAUGGUGGAUAUUCAAGGUUAAAAUCUAGCUAUCAUUUUUACUUGAACAUUCAAGUAUGAGUUUUUCGUUAUUACUGCUGUUACAAAGCAUUUUUUUUUCAAACCGCCAAAUUGAUAUUUUCGAUUUUUGCUGCAACAUUGUGUUUUAUGUGUGGCACAUUCUUCAAAUCUGGUUCCAUAUGAAGUAUUUUGACUGUUUUCAAGUAGUACUUCUUGGCAGGCCAGUUUCUCUGUCUUUUUGUCAACAGCUUUACCAAUCUCUUAGGUGAAGUGGACCAUCAAUGGAGUUCUUUUUUCUUGUUGUGUAAUAACACUAGUAUUAUCUGAGAAAUGGGUUCAAGAGAUGCCUUGUGAUAGUUGGAAGAAGGUGCAUGUUAAGAGGAUGGGCCUAUUUAAUCUGAAGGAAGAGCACUGCUAAAGUGCUAAUGCUUAUGAUUUAGAUCUUCUAGACAACAUGGACAUCAGUCCUAUAUUUAUUGUCAAAGAUCUUACUACUUUUGUUUAGCUGAUUGACAUUACUGCCACACAAUUAUCCGUCACAGUCACUUGACCCUUUCUCUAUCAUUCCUUACAUGUUUUUUCAUUCUCUUCCUUCUGGUUCUACUCUACGAUAAGGUAUUGAGGUCAGGUAAUUGAGGAUGUUGUCUCCAAAGAAGAGGGAGCAACUCGUGGUGGUGGCUGUCCACCGUUUUUGGUCAAGUGGCGUGAAUGACUUGUCAUCAAUUCCUCUUGUAUUGCUUUAGAUUUUGAGAGACUGGAUGCUGACCUUCUAAAGCAUUAUGAUUUGCAAUUCUUUUUUACUUGUGGGGAGAUAUGAUAGGAAUCAAAAGCACCGUUAGUUUAUUUGAUUUGAUUAUGCUUCCUUACAUGAUUUAUUCUAUAAUGGUAAAUGGUCUUAUAAAAAACUAUUUGGUGGUUCUACGUAGGAUUGGACUAAUUUAUAGUUCAGUUUUUAGAUUGUUUUCAGUUAAAUUUUAUUCUUCGAUGAGAUGCCAAAAAUCUUAGGUGUGCAGUCUAUAAGAUAUUCCAGGGGUUGUGUAGUGAUAACCCCAAUUCAUUUUCAUUCAUCAUUUUCUUUUCUUAAAUUUGUCCUGCACUAACAUGUUAUGAAUAUCCGUUUUCUUGUGACAAGAUAAAACUUGACUGCUAACUUGGGAAGUUAGCAGUAUAUGUUAUGUAUUAGCGAGGAUGACACUACAAAAGGAGUCUUCUAAGUGGCAUAGGGAGAUCUCAUGGGCCCAACAAGAAAGUCUAGAAGUGUGAACAAGAGAUUCUCGUACAGUGAUGAGAUAUCUCCAACUAAAGAUGGAGAUACUACCAACAAGAAAAACCAGCGAAAAAAGAAGUUGUCAGACAUGUUGGGGUCACACUGGAGCAAGGACGAGCUGGAGCAUUUUUAUGAAGCAUACCGUAAGCAUGGGAGAGAUUGGAGAAAGGUGGCUGCAGUCCUCCGAAACCGCACUGCAGAAAUGGUGGAGGCUGUUUAUUCUCUGAACAAGGCCUACUUAUCUCUUCCAGAGGGGACAGCCUCUGUUGUGGGUUUUAUUGCAAUGAUGACUGAUUAUUAUAGCAACAUGGAAGAAGGGGAUAGUGAACAUGAAAGAAAUGAUGGUGUGGAAACGUCGAGGAAGCCUCAAAAGCGCCUGCAACGCAAAGUUCACGAAACAACAUCUAAAGGCUCUGUUGAGCGUUUUCGUUCGCAUCCAGAUGCAGUUCCAUCAGAUUAUGGUUGCCUGUCAUUACUGAAGAAGAAGCGCUCUGGUGGAAGCCGACCUCGUGCUGUUGGAAAAAGGACACCUCGUUUCCCUGUCUCACAUGCUUACGAGAAUAUCAAGGGAGAGAAGUAUUUUCUGCAGACAAGGAAAGGCCUAAAACUGAGGGCAGAUAAUGAUGAUGAUGUUGCUCAUAGUAUAGCAUUGGCAUUGACAGAGGCUUCAAAGAGAGGUGGUUCGCCCCAGGUUUCUCAGACACCAAAUAGAAGGUCCGACAGUCUGAUGUCAUCACCUUGUCGGAGUGCUGAAAGAAUGUAUGAUGAGUCAGAUGUGGCUAGCGGUUGGUUUGUUGAUAAUGACACGUAUGAUGAUGAUAUAGAAGGUAGCAUGGAAGCUGAUAAUACAGAUUUCUCUAGGGAUAAGAGUAAGGAAAGAACAAAUGCUGGUUAUAUGUUACAUGAUCGGAAAGGAUCACAAGUGAAGAAAGUACGAGUUGAUAGAAAAGAAAACAAACAUUUAGAAUAUAUACGAGAAGCCUGUAGUGGCACAGAAGGGCAGAAUUUAGGUACUUUACGAAGAAAUUUUGAUGUUGAAGUUGCUGAUGCAAAACCUUCAAGGCCUUCUUCUCAGGGUUCCAAGAGAAGAAGUAAAGAAGCUCAUACUGGGAGAGAUGAAACUUCUGCCUUCGAUGCGCUCGAAACUUUGGCAAAUUUGUCUUUGAUGAUUUUACCCGAGGCAAAUGAAGCUGCCAAAGAAGGAAAAGUUGAACACGUUGAUGACUCUCAUUUACUGCUACCUAUGCCUGCAAGCCGCCAUAAAGAGAAGCGCAAGUCUUUAGCUCUUAGCAGUAAUGGGUAUCAGUCGAUUUCUAGACUAGAAUCUGCUGAUAACAAACCUCAGACAUCCGCUAAAGACUUGGUUGAUGACACCAAUGUCGCUUCAGAAGCAAAGGAGUCCCAUCAGUUAAUUACUAAGGUGUCUAGAAAGAGACAGAAGAUUGUGGCUCCUAAAAUUUCAAAAGCUGAAGCCCCUAUUGAUAGUACUCCCAUAGAAUCUUUGGAGGCGGAGGCUACCCAUGCAGCGCAAAUGCCUCUGAAUAAACAUAUUUCUCAAAGUUCUUCUCCCCAGUUGGUCAAACAUUCUCAGCAUGUCUGUUCUACUAAUCACUCAAAAAGGGAUGUACGCAAUUCUGCUCUGUCAGAUGUGCAUGUUUCUGAAAUGAACCCAUCUAACAUACGUACCAAAGUCAGGAGCAAGCGUAAGAUGAACAAACCAGAGGCUCUUGAAGCUGCUAAGUUUUCUGAUGUAGUUGGAACAGACAAGUCGAGUGUACACUUGCCUUCUCUCAGUCACAGAACAGACAAGCUUAAGGGAAAACUAUCUAAUUCCCUAUCAAAUCAACUCAUGCGGAGAUGGUGUGCAUUUGAAUGGUUCUACAGUGCAAUAGAUGACCCUUGGUUUGCCAAAAGGGAGUUUGUUGAGUACUUGUAUCAUGUUGGUUUAGGUCAUGUUCCAAGAUUAACCCGUGUUGAAUGGGGUGUCAUUAGAAGUUCUCUUGGUAAACCACGAAGGUUUUCACGUCAAUUUUUAAAGGAAGAAAAGGACAAGCUUAAUCAAUAUCGGGAUUCUGUCAGGACACAUUAUACUGAACUUCGUUCUGGUAGCAGGGAUGGAUUACCAACAGAUCUUGCAAGGCCAUUAUCAGUUGGGCAAUGUGUCAUAGCCAUCUAUCCGAGAACAAGAGAGAUUCAUGAUGGAACUGUACUGACGGUAGAUAAUAACAGGUGCUGUGUUCAAUUUGAUCGACCUGAGCUAGGCGUUGAAAAAAUCAUGGAUACUGAUUGCAUGCCCUUAAAUCCUUUCGAGAAUAUGCCUGCAUCGCUGAUGCGGCGAACACCUGUUGACAAAUUCUUUGAAAGCUUAAAGGAGGCCCAAAUGAAUGGGCUGGGAAGAGAUCAGAGACUGGAAGGUUACACAAAGUGCUCUUCUCAUGAAAAGCUAGAGAACAUGGACGAGGUUGCUUCAGUUAAAUCUGAUUUACAAUCAAGAUAUGGACCAAGAGACUUCGCCUCAAACCAUCAUGCAGCAUACACCAUGCCUGGUACACUGGCACAGAUUCAGGCAAAGGAACUUGAUGUUGAAGCAAUUGCUGAGCUGACCCGUGCUCUUGACAAAAAGGAGGCUGUAGUUUUCGAGUUGAGGCGAAUGAACGAUGAUGUGUUGGAAAACCAAACAGAUGGUGACUUUUCUCUUCAGGAUUCAGAUGCUUUCAAAAAACAAUAUGCAGCUGUUCUUGUGCAAUUAAAUGAAGCCAAUGCUCAGGCAAGAGUUUCUUCUGCUUUAUAUCGAUUGAGGCAACGCAACACAUAUCAGCGCAACCUUCACCUUGCCAGCUGGCCAAGGGCAGUGGGUGAUUUAAGUGACCAUGGUGCCAUCUCAAGCUCCUCUGAUCACACUACAAAUCGCACGGAAGAGUCGGAAUGUCAUGUCAAUGAGAUCGUUGAGAUGUCAAGAACCAGGGCUCGUACAAUGGUAGACAUUGCUAUACAGGCAAUGUCAUCGUUGAAGCUCAAUCCUACGGUUGAGAUUGACAAGGCUGUUGAUUACGUAAGCGAUCGAAUUCCAUCGGAUGAAUCCGGCAUUCCACCUGCCAGACCAAUUGCAUCUGAUCCAGUUCCUCCUAGUUUGUCAUUGCAUGAACAACUGGUUUCCACCGUAAAGGCAUCUGAUUCUACGCCAAUGAAUCCAUCAGAUUCAAAUAAAGCAUCAAUCCCCUCUGAACUGAUAACUCACUGUGUGGCUACUCUGUUCGUCAUUCAGAAAUGUACAGAAAGACAGUUUCCACCGGCUGAAGUUGCGAGUAUAUUGGAUUCUGCGGUCUCUAGUUUACAACCUUGCUCCCCCCAGAACCUGCAGGUUUAUGCUGAAAUACAGAAAUGCAUGGGGAUAAUUAAGAACCAAAUUUUAGCGCUCGUGCCAACCUAGCAUCGUCAUCCUGUACAUGUGAAAUUCUAACUCAAGUGCCUAAAUUUCUGAUUCUGGAAGCUUCUUUUUCUCCCUUCAACUUAUAGUUGGACGUAUUAUGGUGAUUUUUAGUUUAAUCAUCAAUUCAUCAUUGGUGGUUCAUUUGAAUUUGCAGAUAUAUUCAUAUAUUUAGUAUAAAACAGAAUCCAGUUAUGGUUAUGAAGGGAAAGUUUUUGUAUUCGAUUCGGGUUUAAGGUUCUAAAUCGGAGACUAUUGUGGUUAAAGAAG